Molecule: messenger RNA, 891 nt
Organism: Aureococcus anophagefferens
Lineage: Eukaryota; Pelagophyceae; Pelagomonadales; Pelagomonadaceae
Exons: 1
Biological process (GO): protein folding
Cellular component (GO): chaperonin-containing T-complex
Molecular function (GO): ATP-dependent protein folding chaperone; ATP binding
Source: RefSeq, a predicted model, not a curated record
GACGACGAGAUCGGCGACGGCACGACGGGCGUCGUCGUGCUCGCCGGGUCGUUGCUGGAGCAGGCCGAGAAGCUCCUGGACAAGGGGCUCCACCCCGUGCGCAUCGCCGAGGGCUUCGAGACCGCGUGCAAGGUCGCGAUGAAAACGUUGGGCGACGUCGCGGACACCGUGGCCUUCGACAAGACCAAGGACGACAAGGUCCUCGUGGAGACGGCCAUGACGACCCUGAGCUCGAAGAUCAUCAACGUGCACAAGCGGAAGAUGGCGCAGAUCGCCGUCGACGCGGUCAUGUCCGUCGCGGACGUCGACCGCAACGACGUCAACUUCGACAUGAUCAAGAUGGAGGGCAAGCCCGGCGGGCGCCUCGAGGAGACGGAGCUCAUCAAGGGCAUCGUCAUCGACAAGGACAUCUCCCACCCCCAGAUGGCCAAGGAGAUCAAGGACGCGAAGAUGUGCAUCUUGACGUGCCCCUUCGAGCCGCCCAAGCCCAAGACGAAGCACAAGCUCGACAUCACGUCCAAGGAGGACUACGACAAGCUCUUCGCCCGCGAGCAGCACUACUUCACGGAGAUGGUCGCGCAGUGCAAGGCCUGCGGCGCGAACAUGGUCAUCUGCCAGUGGGGCUUCGACGACGAGGCGAACCACCUGCUCCUGCAGGCGGGGCUGCCGGCCGUGCGCUGGGUCGGCGGCGUGGAGCUGGAGCUCAUCGCGAUUGCUACGGGCGGCCGCAUCGUCGCGCGCUUCUCCGAGCUGAGCGAGGCGAAGCUCGGCAAGGCGGGCUGCGUCCGCGAGGUCGCGUUCGGAACCACCAAAGAGCGCAUGCUCGUCAUCGAGGACUGCGCCUCCAGCGAGGCCGUCACGGUCCUCGUGCGCGGCGGCAACAAGAUGAUC